This is a messenger RNA of Tyto alba (common barn owl), 1930 nucleotides long. RefSeq names its product PHD finger protein 7-like. The coding region runs from base 1387 to 1704 and encodes 105 amino acids. The record is from RefSeq and is a predicted model, not a curated record. The transcript is spliced from 3 exons. NCBI's taxonomy places the organism in Eukaryota, Metazoa, Chordata, Aves, Strigiformes, Tytonidae. Gene Ontology annotation, cellular component: nucleus.
UCUCCAUCGUGGUCCCCCUCUCACAGGAGACAGUCCUCCACAAACUUUCUCCGACAUGAGUUCCUCCCAUGGGCCAUUUGCACUUUCCCUGCCCACCAAGGACGGGCUCACACUGUCUCUGAAAGGCAGUUUAUUGCCACGGAGGAAGGCAGGCCGUUCGCGCCGUGAGUCCCCAGCUCGCGCUGCCGCUGCUUUUCCUUCUGGAGGCAGCACGUCACCAAAGCGCUAAGGACGACUUCGGGAGAUGACGAUGUUGGGCCACCUGCGACGCUGAGGUGCCGUCCUGAGGCCCCGUGCUGUGCCCCGGCCACGCGCCGCGUCGGAGCGGAUGGGCUGUGCGAGCCCAGGCCGGGCUCCAAGGUGGCUUCUGUCCCCUGGAGCCGGGAGCCCAGGGCCGGCGGCAGCCCUGCAGGUGCAGCCGCAGCGCUGCGGCGCAGAGAGGAAGGAUCCCCUUCCCCGACCUGCCGGCAGCGCUCCCCAUGCCGAGGGCAGGAGCAGAGCCGCAGCCUGGGCCAGGGCUGCAGCCCUGGGCUCGCACGGCCUGACCAGCACCGGUCGGCCAACAGUGCCAGCCUCGACGGCUGCCCCGCGGGACCUGCCUUUCGGCUCUGCGCUGGCUGCAGGAGCAGCCGCCCCGCUCCCGGGGGUGCCGAGGGCUCGGGCCCCCGCCUCGGCACUUCGCACCCACCCCUGUGAGGCGGCGGCCGGCUCCGAGGGGCUGGCACGUUCCUGAGGGCGUCCCUGCCCGUCGUUGGGGUGCAUCCAGGCCAACGGUGCUGAUGUCACUGUGGCCAUUGUGACCCGCGGGGGACAAGCCUGCAUAAAGCAUCGCUGGGCUCAGGCUGUGCCUCAGUGCGACCUGGUGAGGUGAGGGGAGGGCAGGGGUGGACGGGGCUCGUGCGGGGCUGCCGAGGGAGGAGGGCGGCCCCGUGCCGGGGGGCGCUGGGCCUCUGCUGCAAGCUGACCCGCGCCCUGCUUCUCCCCCAGAGUCAACCGAGGAGCACUUGGGAGAGACACCCCAGCACUGCGGGGACAGCGACUCUCCCAGCACUCACUGUUGAUGGGUGAGAUGACUGCGAGGAAGCAGGAGGCCGACGACUCGAUGGAGCCAGGUGAGAGCAAAGCAUCCCUCCCGCAGCAUAGCAGAGGGGCUGUCGGGGCGCUCAGCGUGGGGCCGAGAGCGGUGGCAGGGGCAGGCAGGAGCUCCCCAAGCGCCCCGGGGCAGGGCCCCUCCGUGCCGCAGCCAGCGGGGCCCAGGCUGGGCCGUGGGCACCUGCUGCUGGGACACCCGUGCCUGUAAGGCCAGCCCUCAGGGACGCUUGCCCCGGCCCUGCAGAGGUGAGCUGCUCAUUCCCGCUGUCGUUUGCUCUCUCCCCUCCAGCAUGCAUGCUGUGUGGCCGGGCAGAGGCUGACCCGGACAUCUGCGGGUACAAACUGCAGAAGCGAGGGCUCUGCGCCCACCUCUUUUGCCUGUUUUUUGCCAACGGCCUCUUCCAGAAAGAGUCCCACAACGUGGGCCUGAUGGGAUUCCCCCUGAGGGAUAUUCGCCAUACAGUCGAGCAGGCAGCGCAGCAGCGCUGCUUCGUCUGUGGCGAGAGCGGGGCCGCCAUCACCUGCUGCCAGGAGGGCUGUGACCGCAGCUUCCACCUCCCCUGCGCCGUGGAGGGGGAAUGCGUCAUGCAGUUCUGUGGGCUUUACAGGUAAGGGUAGCCGGCCCUCCCACAGGAGGAUCACCCACUUUUUUAUACCCCUUUCUGACAGCAUCAAUAAGCAAACAUAAAACAAGCCCACAGUGACACUUCCUAGCAGACAGUCAUGGACAGAGCGAGUGGUGGGAUUCCUUCACACAUUAUCACCCAUCAUUCCCACCAAAACACUCCUCACCUCACCCUUCCCUUUCCUCUUGCCUCCCCAGGUCCUUCUGCUGGCA